Molecule: messenger RNA, 2007 nt
Organism: Scomber japonicus (chub mackerel)
Lineage: Eukaryota; Metazoa; Chordata; Actinopteri; Scombriformes; Scombridae
Gene: dcn
Product: decorin
Exons: 8
Coding region: 177-1265 (362 amino acids)
Molecular function (GO): protein binding
Source: RefSeq, a predicted model, not a curated record
AGAGCACACCUGCUUGAUCUUGGCUGCACGCGCUCCGAGUCCAAUUACCCCAUAGGCCCUCGCAGUCACUUCACAGUCUCAUCCCCCCAUUCGACUGGAUUUUGGGAGUCAAGCUCGUCUACUUCAAUUCUCUUUGCCUUGUCUCUACUGAGAACAGGCUCCCUGCUAGCUGCACCAUGAGGUCGGCCUGUCUCUCUCUGCUCCUGGUCACUGCCUGCUGGGCUCUGCCCUUCCGCCAGUCUGGCUUCCUAGACUUCAUGAUGGAGGAUGAACCGGGAUCGGCUUUACCUGACGAGACUGCAGAGGUAGAUGUACAUCGCAUGCCUGAUGGACCCAAGUGCCCCUUCCGAUGCCAGUGCCAUCUGCGUGUGAUCCAAUGCUCUGACCUUGGUCUGAAGUCUGUUCCUGGGGACAUCCCUGCUGACACCACCCUGCUGGACCUGCAGAACAACAAGAUCACUGAGAUCAAGGAGAAUGACUUCAAGAACCUUAAAGGGCUUCAUGCUCUGAUCCUGGUAAACAACAAAAUCACCAUCAUCCACGCCAAGGCCCUCACCCCUCUGACCAAGCUGCAGCGUCUCUACCUGUCUAAGAACAUGCUAAAAGAAAUGCCAGCCAACAUGCCCAAGAGCCUGCAGGAGCUGCGCAUCCACGAGAACGAGAUCACCAAGAUCAAGAAGGCCUCCUUCCAGGGCAUGAUUCAUGUCAUUGUCAUGGAGCUCGGGUCUAACCCUCUGAAGAACGCAGGAAUCGACGCCGAUGCUUUUGCUGACCUGAAACGAGUCUCUUACAUUCGCAUUGCAGAUACUAACAUCACAGAGAUCCCUAAAGGUCUGCCCAGCUCUCUCUCCGAGCUCCACCUGGAUAGUAACAAGAUCACCAAGAUUACAGCUGCUAGCCUCAAAGGCCUGAAGAACCUGGCCAAGCUGGGUUUGAGCUACAAUGAGAUCGGCUCUGUGGAAAAUGGCACACUGGCUAAUGUCCCCCACCUGCGAGAACUGCACCUUGACAAUAACGCUCUGACCAGCGUUCCUCCUGGCCUGUCCGACCAUAAGUACAUCCAGGUGGUCUACCUCCAUUCCAACAAGAUUGCUGCUGUGGGAACAGGAGACUUCUGUCCUCCUGGCUUCAACACCAAGAAGGCCAUGUACUCUGGCAUCAGCCUGUUCAGCAACCCUGUGCCUUACUGGGAAGUUCAGCCUAUCACCUUCCGCUGCGUCCAUGACCGCUCCGCCAUCCAGCUUGGCAACUACAGGAAGAAGUAGAGCAAUCCCAGGGCCUCCACAAGGAAGUGUGUGUUUGUAAAUGAGUGUGUGAAAGUUUUGUAAGUGUGCGUGUUUGACCACAGUCCCCUCAACACUGACCCCUCCAUCACUGCCUCCCCAUACAAGACGAUGUCAUUAAUCCACACACUCAUUUCAAAACUUCAGUGGACAUGGACCUCAUACACAACAUAUCAUUUUCAAGAACAGCAUUAUUUAGCUUCAAGGUUGGCGCAAGACUAGUACCCACAGCUUACGCCAAAAAACCAGUAUACUAUGGUGAUGCUUUCACUCACAGCACAUCAGUCAUCCAGUUAAGCCAGCAUUAACAUUGCAAAUAUGUUGUACCAUUCAUACUGUAACAUAUUAUUGUGCAUAAUAUGUGAAACUCCUUCAGUGGACAAAAUGAAAUUCAGAGUUGGACCCCAACCAAAAAGAUUUGAAAUCUCACUCAGUGGAAAAUGUUAAUAAAUCCCAGUUUGAUUGACUUUUUUGACCAUUAGCCAUUUUAUGAAUAAUGUGGAAGCUGGCCUGUAGAGCAGGCAGCAAGGGGUAUAACUUGUGUUUUACAGUACCUUUAACAACUGGUAUACUAGAAUGUACUAGAUAUUACCUGUGUAAUAGGAAUAGCAUUCAGAGUGUAACAUUACCAUGCUGCACUCCUUGAUAGAACUCCGAGUUUCUAUUUGUAUUGUACUCAAUUCAAGUAGAGAUAAAAGCAACCGUGAAUUCUAUCACAUUGUGA